UCUCGAUACGAAGAAGGUCAGAAAAUUUUGCUCUUUCGGUUUCGAGAGAUCAGCGAGGAGGAAGACGAAAUCAUGUUUUUAUUCGAUUGGUUCUACGGAAUCUUAGCUUCAUUAGGGUUAUGGCAGAAAGAGGCGAAGAUCUUGUUUCUCGGACUCGACAAUGCCGGCAAAACCACGCUACUUCACAUGCUCAAAGACGAGGUUGAUGCUGUUGUCUACCUCGUGGAUGCUUAUGACAAGGAGAGAUUCGCAGAGUCAAAAAGAGAGCUAGACGCUCUUCUAUCAGAUGAAGCACUUGCAACAGUCCCGUUUCUGAUUCUAGGAAACAAGAUUGAUAUCCCUUACGCAGCCUCGGAAGACGAGCUUAGGUAUCACUUGGGUCUCACCAACUUCACCACCGGUAAGGGCAAAGUGACACUUGCAGACUCUGCUGUUCGUCCGCUCGAGGUCUUCAUGUGCAGCAUCGUCCGCAAAAUGGGCUACGGCGAGGGAUUCAAAUGGCUCUCUCAGUACAUCAACUAAAGACAUCAUCGUCAUUAUCUUUUUUUCAUAUAAUCAAACCAAACGAAAGAACAAUUCCGUACAAUUUGUCUUUUCUUGAGAUAAGAAGAUUUGUGAAUGAUGAUGAUAUCACAUCCUUCUAGGAGAAGACAUGAUUGCUGUUUUCUUUCUCUUUGGUUUUUUUUUGUAGUUUUGUGUUUUUUAAAUUAUAAGUUUGGUGACUUGCAUUUUCCAAACUUGUUCAUGUCUCUUGGUCCACAUUUUUGUCAACAGCUUGUGUUUUAUUGAAACAAUUAAUU
Messenger RNA from Thlaspi arvense, 800 nucleotides. The record is from the annotation of a GenBank genome assembly. NCBI's taxonomy places the organism in Eukaryota, Viridiplantae, Streptophyta, Magnoliopsida, Brassicales, Brassicaceae.